This is a messenger RNA of Kazachstania africana CBS 2517, 1176 nucleotides long. RefSeq names its product C2H2-type zinc finger protein. The transcript has a single exon. The record is from RefSeq and is a predicted model, not a curated record. Bases 1 to 1176 code for a protein of 391 amino acids. Gene Ontology annotation, molecular function: RNA polymerase II cis-regulatory region sequence-specific DNA binding. Gene Ontology annotation, cellular component: nucleus; cytoplasm. Lineage: Eukaryota; Fungi; Ascomycota; Saccharomycetes; Saccharomycetales; Saccharomycetaceae.
AUGGUCAAGAUUCAAUCACCUUUUCCUGCUGACAAUGAUCAAAGACCAUUCAGAUGCGAACUAUGUCAAAGAGGGUUCCACAGACUGGAACACAAAAAGAGACAUGUUCGAACCCACACUGGUGAAAAGCCACAUGCCUGUACCUUUCCUGGAUGUGAGAAACAUUUUAGUAGAAGUGACGAACUGAAAAGACACUCCAGAACACAUGCCACAGGUUUACAAAGAAAAUCAAGAAAGCCAAGAGCAAAAAGCACUAAAAAAACAGCCUCGAAAUUGUCUAGUCCCCCCAGGCAACUGAUUGGAAGUAGUAAAGGUAACAGUGAAGAAUAUGAUAGUACAGACUCCGAUGGUAAAAAUGUUACUUCACCGAAAAGUAUGACCUCGAAUUUACAAAAACUUACAGAAGUUGCUGUUACAACGCAGUCAUCAAACCCCGCUCCCGAUGAAAGGAGUUACAAUAUUACAUCCUCUCAACCCUCGAUACCCAUUGAAAGAAAUAGCUCAAUAUUGUCUUUAUAUUCUUCUAAUCAGCCAUACCUUUCGUCAAGUUCCCUUUCGUCAAUGGCACAGGCCCCCGUAAAUACAACUUCAAUGCCAGGGGUACCUUUUCAACAAGGUUCUUCAAACUUUUCUUAUCGCUCAAACAGCUCUCUUGGAUUGAGUGAUAUGUCAUCUUCAGCUUCGUCAGUCUUUUCGAGAAGUCUGAGGACCCCAAUAUCAGAGAAGGAGUCAUCAUAUUCCAUAAAUUCUGUUACAAAGCAAAAGAAGACUACAAAGCCUCUAAUAACAGCAUUGAGCAGCCCGCAAAAACUGACGCGCCUUCAAGAACAUGACCAAUGCUGCAAUAUUCCAAUCUCGGCGGCGCUAACUUCCGUUCCUCCAAGGCCUAUAUCGACCUCCAGUAGUAUAGUUUCAUUGGGCUCGCUACUGAACAACGAUGCCUCACAAGAGGCUGGAUCUUUACUAUAUAAACAGCGUAAUGACUCAAAUUUACUCUAUAUGGAUACAUAUAGGGCCCCAACAAGAACACAAGGACAUGCAACCUUUCAUCUGUCGAUGGGUGACGAAGAAGAUGAUACGGACCAUUUCUCUAGGAGUAACAGUAGUGAAGGCAAAAUAAUGCUCCCUCCAAUACGAAAUAUACUGGAAAAUAUUCAAAUAUUCAACGAACAGUAG